Sphaerodactylus townsendi is the source of this 6195-nucleotide messenger RNA. It is a transcript of the gene PPP1R16A, whose product is annotated as protein phosphatase 1 regulatory subunit 16A. The record is from RefSeq and is a predicted model, not a curated record. Lineage: Eukaryota; Metazoa; Chordata; Lepidosauria; Squamata; Sphaerodactylidae. Gene Ontology annotation, molecular function: enzyme inhibitor activity; protein binding; phosphatase regulator activity. Gene Ontology annotation, cellular component: cytoplasm.
GGCGACGCCGCUGGGCUGAGUGGGAAGACUACAGUCGAGUGAAGUCCCGGCUUGAAAACGCCGGGAGGGGAGGGGGACUCCCGGGAGCGUGCUUGGCUGCCGGCAGCUGGAAGCUCAGCCCUUCUUCUCCCCGGUGGCUCCUCCACAACUCCUGCUGCUUGGAGGGCGGAGUCUCCAACGAGGGUGGCUCACACCCCAGCAGUUCCCGCAGCCGUGCUCCUGAGUCCUGGGCGGGAUGGAGAGAGGAAGCGCCCGCGGACGACAGUCUCCUUGCUGAGAGAACGGGGAGAAUGCCAAGAGUCCCAAGCGAAGGCCCCCUUGGAAGCAUCAAUGAGCAGCAUGUGGAAGAGAACCAGCAGCUAAGACUGAGGCCCGGGGAGGCGGCAGCUCCUGGGAAUGCUCUCUGGAACGGCUGCCAGGUUGGAGGCAUCCGAGGCUGCUGAGGGCCGUCUGCUCGCUGGCUGAAGCGAUCCACGGGGGAACUUCAAGCCGUGCCCUGGGAAGAAGGUGGGGCCAUGCGCACUUCUCGCCGCCGUGCUGUAGCUUCCUCGCCCUGGGAAGGGGGCUGCUUGGCAGUUGUUGCUUGGAACCGGUUGGCAGUUUGCAGAGACCUGCCCCUGUGUGCAGCCGGCCUCUGAGACUUCGCUCUGUGCCAAGAAGAGGCACCGGGCGCAGCGCUAUCUGUGUAAUGAGCCUUAAUUGCCGCGUUCUGAGGGCUCCUGGGAAACCGGCCCUGCGCACCCUGCUCUGGAGGUUCUGAGUGGCUGGCAGAGGGUUGCGCCAGCUAGGAGGGAAGCUGGGGUGCCGAUUGGCGUGGCUUUUCCUUGGGAACCAGCCUUGCCUGCCACUCUGAGCCUUGGAAGACGGGUCUCCAUCACUGGGCCCCCCAGACUGCAAAGCAGACCCGGUGGUGGGAGUGCCUCCCGUCGGACCCCUUGCUGGGGGCUGCCAGGAGCCUCGGCCUGGCACGUUCCGUUCCCUUUGCUCCUCCUCUUUGCCUGGAUGUUUGCUGGAGAAGCGGAGGGUUCCUGUCCCCAGUGGACAAACCUGCUGGUGGUUUGCAAUGUGUUUUCCUUGGCUGAGGUUUCCCACUCCGGACCCCUCCUUGGCUGAGUUUCUUCGCUCUGAGACGUCAGGUGGACCCGUUUGUGACUCACGUCAGAGAGGGACUAUGGGGGGUUCCCCUUCUUUCCCAGAGGGGGUGCUGCCGCCUGAGCAAACAGCCCCGAGGGAGCAGUAGGGAGAUCCUGGUGGGGAAGCCGGGGUCCCUCCGUCCUUGCCCCUCCAGCUCUCUUUCGAGCCCUUCCGGGAACCCCUGACUGAGAAGGAGGUGGCCGCCUGGCCUUGCCCAGCCAUGGCCGACCACCCGGAGCUGCUGGCUGAGAUGUCGGCGGUGGGCCAGAUGGGCACGCAGGAGCGGCUGAAGCACGCCCAGAAGCGUCGCGCCCAGCAGCUGAAGAAGUGGGCACAGUUCGAGAAGGAGGUGCUGGGCAGGAAGGCCAGAGCGGACAAGAAGAAAAAACCGGGGGGACGCAAGGAGAGGCACGUGCUGUUCCCCGACAACAUCCGCCUUUUGGAGGCCGCCUGCCGCAACGACGUGGAGGAAGUUCGGCAUCUCCUCUUGAGCGGCGUCGACCCCAACCUGUGCAAUGAAGACGGCCUCACUGCGCUACACCAGUGCUGCAUCGAUGACUUUGGGGACAUUGCUGAGCUGCUGCUGGAGGCUGGCGCUGACGUCAACACCUGUGACAGCGAGCUCUGGACCCCGCUGCAUGCUGCCGCCACCUGUGGGCACCUGCAUUUGGUGGAGCUCCUCAUUGAAAAAGGUGCCAACCUGCUCGCUGUCAAUUCCGAUGGGAACAUGCCCUACGACCUCUGUGAGGAUGAGAUGACGCUGGACUACAUCGAGACCACCAUGGCUGACCAAGGUAUAACGCAGGAGACCAUCGAGGAGGCCCGCUCGGCGGUGGAGCGGGCCAUGGUGGACGAUAUCCGCCGGCUGCUGAAGGAGGGGGUCGAUCUGAACACACCGCUGGACCACAGAGCGACUCUGCUGCACAUUGCCUCUGCCAACGGCUACCUGGAGGCUGCCGAGUUGCUGCUCGAACACAAAGCCAGCAUGAGCGUCCAGGACAGCGAUGGGUGGCAGCCCCUCCAUGCGGCUGCUUGCUGGGGCCAGGUCCAUCUGGUGGAGCUGCUGGUGGCCCACGGAGCAGAUCUCAACGGGAAGUCGGUGCUGGAUGAGACCCCGCUGGAUGUCUGCGCAGACGAAGAGGUGCGCGCCAAACUCCUGGAGCUGAAGCACAAGCAUGACGCCAUCAUGAAAUCGCACGACAAGCACAAGUCUCUUCUCCAGCGCCGCACCUCUAGUGCAGGAAGCCGGGGGAAAGUGGUGCGGCGGGUGAGUGUGACGGAGCGCACCAACCUCUACCGCAAGGAGCACGAGAAGGAAGCCAUCGUCUGGCAACGGAUGGAGCAGCGAGAGAGCGAAGGGGAGGGGGAGGACGAGGACCGCCAGACGGAUGCCGAGCUCCAGCGGCCCGUUCCUGUGAGCCAGAUCCAGCAGGAUCCUGUGGUGGAGGCCGCGGGGCCGGGAGGCUCCCCAGGGCAGGAGGCGGCGCCCCAGCGCAACGGCACAGCCCACCCCAAGCACUUGUACUCCAAGCGGCUGGACCGCAGCGUCUCGUACCAGCUGGCCACCCAGGAGGAGCUCAGCACGGAGAAGGCCCACCACACCCUGGCUGACCUGAAGCGCCAACGGGCGGCCGCCAAGCUGCAGAGACUCCAGGCCGAGGACUUUUCGGCCAGCCCGGGGGAGGCCCCCAACUCUGUGUACUACACGGCAGCCAGCGGGGAGCCCGGCCUGCUCAAGCUGACGGCCCCUGCGGAGGAGAACCCCGUGGAGAAGAAGCGCUGCUGCACCGUGAUGUGAGCCAGAGAGGCCUCCCUGCCAAGCUGUGAAUGCCCAGCUGGGACAGGGCCUUUGCUCCGCCCGGGGGCAGGGGCCUUUGGUGUCACCAGCCCCCUCCUCUUCCAGAGCAGACCCACAGGGAGGGGAGCCGGUGCUCGGGCGGAACACAAGCUCACCACAGUGUCUUUUGCUGCAGGCCCAGAAACGUGCCUUUCCAGACUCCCAUUCCCAGCCUGCCGCCCUCCUUUGGGAGCUGUCGGCUCAGCGGGUCGUGUCUCUGUGCGAGGGGGCGGCCGCUCUUCGGCUGCGUGCUGGCUCCCCAGCAGAGCCAUUGUCCAGUUACCCUUGCAGGCUUCGAGGAUCUCAGGGAAGGACCGGGCAGGGGUGCUGCACUGGCAGGCCGGCCUGCCCUGUGGGGUUGGCGUUGCCUUCCAGCCCCUGCUUCAGGCUGGGGGUGGGUGGGGCUACCCAGGAAGGAUGCCCGGUUGCGUGGCGGAGGGCAGGGUUGAGGGCAAAAUUAUUCUCUGUAGCCUGUGAUGGAAGUCGAGCGCUGCCAACCGGCUCUGCUCCCUGGCAUCGUUUGGGGUGAGCUGGCGGCACCGGCUGUGUUUUCUCAGGUUUGAUUUGUGGGUGUCCCUCUUUGCUUCUUCCCUGCUCCCCCCACGCCCCUCCCUAGACACGGGUGAGCUGCUCUGGCGCAGUGCGGAGCAAACUGCCUCUCCCUCCAAAGAGCAGGCCUCACCCACCUUCUAUUCUCCAGAGAGAGGCUUGCUGGGAAGCAAAGGUGGGGCGAAGAUUUUUCCCCUCUCUCUGCUCGAAAGUGGGUCCCUCGUGGGGCUUAGCCCUGGAACAGCCGGGCUGUGCAUUUCUGCGGUGGCUUUUCAGGGGACCAGCAGUGGAGAGGGCAGAGAUAGUCUGUAAUUCAGCCGCAGCAGUUGGCCUCCGUGGGCCAAAUAGCCCAGUUUUGUCUCGUGCGUCUGGGGCUGCCCACUGGAGCUCUCUAGCUUGGAGGGGCAGCUGCGACCCUCCCCAUUACCUCUAGGGCCGUGUCGCUCUGGACCACAUGAUGGUGGCCUUAAUGGGCAGCCCACAGCUGUCCACUGUGCAGGGAGCCACCCAGGAGUAUCCCUCGUGGCUGUGAUUGACACCCCCGCCUCCAAAGAGGCUUGCCUGGGACGUGGACUCGGCGAAGUCCAGCAGUUUUGUGCUCCGAGGCUAGUCCUCUGUUUCCAGCUGUUUGCGGCCUCCCUUGAGGGCAAGCCGUUCCAGAUGUUCUCUUCCUGGAGGCAGGAGAUGGACUCUUUCCCGCAAAGCAUUCCUGUUCUGAUCAUGUGAAAAUGGCCUCGUUGUAUGGGAUUCCCCCGACCCAAUUGAGAAUUUUCUCUCCCCCCACCCCCGCCUGCCAGUGGUUUUGCACACUGAAUUUUCUAUUCUCUUUUGCAUAACCUUUUUCUUAACAUGUUGUCAGUGUUGUUUUCUAAACUCUCGUUUCUCGUCCUGAGACUUCGUUGUCGUUGAUAAGGCAAUAAAUUGAACGGCGUCCCCACCACGUCCCUCCCACCUGCGCGCUGCAGAAAAUGGGGGAGGGGGCAGUAAACUCCCAUCUAGUCAGGACCAAAGUAAGCAUUUCUUCCCCCCCCCCACCUUCUCACACAUUCCAAGACCUCAGCAGAAUUGAGGGGUGGGGGUGGGGGGCGUAACCCUUCUGGGUCAUGGGUGGGGCCGGUCUUCUCUCCCUCCAGUUUAGACGACAUGAAGGAAAAUGCGGAGGCAGGGCUCGUGGCUGCCUCCGUGCUGGGUGCCCCUCCCUCUUUCCCCUGUUGCCCCUUCCUCUUAACGAAACGAGGGCUUCCACGGGGCACCCCCCAGGCCCACUGGCUUCCCUCUUGGAGAGGAAGGCAGGAGCCAGACCCAAUCAGCAGCGCCUGUCUUCCCAGGAUCCUCUCUGAUGGGAGGUUGUGGCUUGUGCGGCCCGAAGGUCCACAGCUCCGGCAGAGGGGACAAGACCCUCCCCCCAAAAGCAACUCCCUUGGAGGAGAAAUAAUGGGAGGAUACCCCAGCCCCUCCUGCCUGUGGCCAUGGGCUCCUUUUCCAGGAGAGCCCUCCAUGCCCCAUGGGAAAUUUGGCCCCUGGGAGCUGAGCUUUCCCCUGCCUAGGCAGGGGCACUCCCCAUUCCUGCAUGUUGUGGCUGCAUGAAGCAGCUUCGCCCAAAACACCGGUCCCUGAUGCUCCACACCUGAGCAUGGCAGGGCUGCUCCCGAAAUCCUUUCCCUCGAGAUCCUUUAACUGGAGGCAGCAGGAACCGAACCCAAACCCUCCUGCCUGGCAUUGUUGGGAAUCUCAGCGCACCUGUGGUUUUUGGGAGACUAGGUGCUCCCCCUCCACGUUGCCCACGCUACAACGGAUGCAGGACCCCAGCCUCUUUUGGUGGCAGGAGGCAGCUGAACCGUGGAUAAGUGAACCCCCAGAGCUCCAGGUCACCAGAUGAGAGUCCGCCGCUCAGGUGGAGGAGGGGGGAAUCGAAUGCGGUUCUCCGGAUUAGAGUCCACCUGCUCUUAACCACCACACCACGCUGGCUGCGAGGAAGGCUGGGUAACAGGCAGGCAGGUAGACCUGGCCUUCAGGCUCAGUCCUCUAGGGAGAUUCUCCUGCACGGAAAUGCAAGAGCCGGGGCGGCGGCAGCAGCAUCUUGCAGCCCCCCCCCCCCCAAAUUUCUUAGGGCAGGAGCUUUCGAGAGUCCAGCGUAUCUGACCAAGGGAGCUUCGUCUCUGGGGCGCUCCUGGAUUCGGAUCACGCUCUUCUGCUGCAGACCAACAUGGCUGACCCCCUGCAACCUAGAGCCAGGGCAGGCACAAGGUUACCAACCUCCGGGUAGUCCCUGGAGAUCUGCUACUACAGUUGAUCUCCAACCGACCGAGAUCAGUUGCCUUAAAGACAGUGCCUGCUUUUGAUGGGUGGAUUCCACGGUGGGUGGAUUCCAUACCCUGCAAAGGUCCCUCCCAAAUUCCAGGUCUGCCCCCCCCCAAGACCAGAUCUGCCCCCCCCCCCAAAUCUGCCAGUAUUUCCCAGGCCAGAGAUGGCAACCCCAGCAGGCGCUCAGCUGCUUGCGAGGCCGAUGCAAAAGGAGAGCUUUCCGGCAGAUGGCGCGUCAUGCGGGUUGUCCUUAAAUCUCGGGCCGCCCCAGCUGCUGGCUGCCCCCAGCACGGGGCUGCCUCUCCCCUGGGGCUGCCGUUCAGGGGGUGUCUCAUGGACUCUUUUCUACCAAUAAAAGUGUUCUUGUAAAA